Molecule: messenger RNA, 1156 nt
Organism: Pseudocercospora fijiensis CIRAD86
Lineage: Eukaryota; Fungi; Ascomycota; Dothideomycetes; Mycosphaerellales; Mycosphaerellaceae
Exons: 2
Coding region: 228-1142 (304 amino acids)
Cellular component (GO): cytoplasm
Molecular function (GO): oxidoreductase activity, acting on the CH-OH group of donors, NAD or NADP as acceptor
Source: RefSeq, a predicted model, not a curated record
UCACCUUUCACACACCCUCGACUUUACCAAGGCUAUCCAAUACCACACCCAAUCUCCAACAUGUUCUCGACCGUCGCAGGCAACAGUCUGCUUUACAAGGGCGCCGCCCUGUAUGCAACAACCACCGCCUUCGCCGCAUUCUGGCUGACCGUCAGACAACCAAUCCAAGCUGGCAAGGAGGGCCCGUACAACGUGCACCGCGUCCUUAGACAGGGCCGACGUAUCCCAUGGCGUCGUCUUCCGAAAGCGCUCUAAUGAAGACCGCCUUAAUCACUGGCGGUGCCAGUGGCAUGGGCCUUGAAGUUGCUAAGGCCCUUGCGAAUCGAGGAGAUUGGCAUGUACAUCUCCUCGAUCUUAAUGCCGACCGGGGACACGAAGCAGUGACCACCAUUGGCAAUGACAAAGCAACAUUUCACGAAACAAACGUACUGGACUACGACUCUCUCGCGAACACAUUUCAGAAAGCAUACGACUCCUCGAGCAGGCUCGACUUUGUGUUUGCCAACGCUGGCAUAGUUGAGAGGUUCAACUUCUACGAAUCGCAUCCGAGCGGCACACCGCCACCUCCACCAGACCAACUAGUCAUUGACCUCAAUCUAAAAUCAGUCAUCAACACAGUCUGGCUCUCGCAGCACUACUUCCGUCAAUCAGCCCAGAGUGAUGACAAGAAUCUCAUCAUCACUGCGAGCGUCGGUGCCAUCUAUCGCUGCCAGGUUUCCCCAUCGUAUUGCGCCUCCAAACAUGGCGUACUAGGACUGAUGCGAAGUAUUGCUCCACACUUCUACAAGUACGAUGGCAUUAGGGUAAACGCUAUAUGCCCAGCAUCGGUGAAGACCAAUCUCCUGGACUCGACGGCAUGGAACACCUUCCCAGAUGACGUGUUUGUACCGAUUGAGAAGGUUGUCGAAGCAUGCCUACUCCUCAUCGAUGGCAAAGACAGUGAAGGCAAGCUGCUGGAGCCUGAGUCGCGUCAUGAAUCCACCGGUGAGGCGACAGGUGGCGUGACAGCUGAUCACAAGUUGUUUGGGCAUGCGGUGGAGCUCUCUGGGCUGAAGAUGUAUCAUCGUAGACAACCUGAUUAUGCUGAUGCCCAUCUUGCUCGGUGCAUGAAAGCGACUGAGCGAGACACAUAUCUCGAAUAACAUGUUGCUGGUCC